Molecule: messenger RNA, 1419 nt
Organism: Gavia stellata (red-throated loon)
Lineage: Eukaryota; Metazoa; Chordata; Aves; Gaviiformes; Gaviidae
Gene: RHOA
Product: ras homolog family member A
Exons: 5
Coding region: 91-672 (193 amino acids)
Biological process (GO): stress fiber assembly; cell migration; small GTPase-mediated signal transduction
Cellular component (GO): cleavage furrow; dendritic spine
Molecular function (GO): GTPase activity; GTP binding
Source: RefSeq, a predicted model, not a curated record
CCCGCCCCGCCCGUUUCCGUUCGCCGCUGCUCGAGCUCGGGCCUGUGGAGCAGGAAGCGGCGGGAGCGAGACCCAGCGCAGGCCGCAGCUAUGGCAGCCAUUCGAAAAAAGCUGGUUAUAGUGGGUGAUGGUGCCUGUGGAAAGACCUGUCUGCUGAUUGUAUUUAGCAAAGACCAGUUCCCUGAAGUGUAUGUUCCCACCGUCUUUGAAAAUUAUGUAGCAGAUAUUGAAGUGGAUGGAAAGCAGGUUGAGUUGGCUUUGUGGGAUACAGCAGGACAAGAAGACUAUGAUCGACUUAGACCGCUUUCUUAUCCGGAUACUGAUGUUAUACUUAUGUGUUUUUCAAUUGAUAGUCCUGAUAGUUUAGAAAACAUCCCAGAGAAGUGGACCCCAGAGGUGAAGCAUUUCUGCCCCAACGUGCCUAUCAUCUUGGUAGGAAACAAGAAGGACCUGAGGAAUGACGAGCACACAAGACGAGAGCUGGCCAAAAUGAAGCAGGAGCCUGUCAAACCCGAAGAAGGAAGAGAUAUGGCAAACCGCAUUGGUGCAUUUGGGUAUAUGGAGUGUUCGGCAAAGACCAAAGACGGUGUGAGGGAGGUUUUUGAAAUGGCCACUAGAGCUGCUUUGCAAGCCCGGCGUGGCAAGAAAAAGUCCGGGUGCCUUCUCUUAUAAAGUGUGGCCAGAGGAAGAUGGCCAAAGCAGCACCCUGCACUUGAGUAAUUUUGAAGUGCUGUUUAUUAAUCUUAGUGUAUGAUUACUGGCCUUUUUCAUUAUCUAUAAUUUACUUAAGAGAUUUAAAAAUCGAGUCAUCUUGCUACCAGUAUUUAGAAGCCAACCAUGAUUUUUAUAACAAUCUGCAUCAAAUUCAUCUGUGCACCCAAGGUUAACCUCAACAUUCCUCUAACAAACCUUUUCUGCACUCACAGGAUAUGCCAGGCGCUAAUUGAAGACAAUUCUCUAUCUUCUUUCUUCUCUCUAGAAAGAGAAAAAGCUAUCAACACAGAGGAUUGGUCUGUAACUACUUUAUAACUAACGCCCUAUUCUAAUUGAGUACAACAGUUAUAUGGCUGUAUGUGGAAUCAAGUGUAGCUUCAGUGCUAUCACAUUUAGGAAGAUCUGAUUUUCAUGGCUCAGUGUGUAAAACAUUAGUUUGAAAAUGUGAUCACUCUGAAAUGACCAAGUCCCAUUCAGCUAAGGAAGAGUGAGGGUUCUGUGGUUUCAUGUUAGUUACCUUUUAGUUACUGUGUAAUUAGUGCCAGUUUAAAUGUAUGUUACCAAAAAUAAAUCUAUUUACCCCAGCUUAGAUGUAGUAUUUUUUGUAUAAUUGGAUUUCCUAAUACUGUUACUUGUAACCUCUGCGUUAAGGUGUUCUGGGUUUUUUAAGAAACUGUAUUUGAAAAUAAAGUCCGAUGGAAAGCA